UACAUUGGUACUGCAGUUGAAUUCACCAGCUAAUAUCCAGUGCAAUCGAUACGUGCGGUAGUUGACUGUAUUUAGAGAAAUUAUUAUAUAUUUAGAAGGAGGUUCUUUAAAUAAUCUAAAUUGUUUAAACACCAUAAAAGUUCUUUAAUUGCUUAUUUUUAAAAUUCUGCUGUAUAAUUUGUUUUGAUAAAAGUGUUUAAUCGCAACUAAGCAAACAUUAAAACAUAUUCGCCGAGAUAAUAUAAUACCACACAAACGAUAAUUGUCACAGAGGCAAAUGAGUUUAAGAGCACCAACUACUAUCACACGCGACUAAUAUAACCGAAAACCUACUGAAAAUAGAGGAAAUUUGGUUUGUUUGUGUUUAAUUUAAUAAAAAUAUUUGGAUAACCUACCACAUGGCACCUAGUGUGUACAUAUGUAUGUAUGAAAGACUUUAAUGCCGAAGUAUAGCAACUCAUUUCGGAACCGAUUUCGACUGAGUGGUGCUCUAACUGUGGAGUCACAAACACAUCCACCGACGCCGGUGUGCUACCAUUCAGUGAGGUUUUCGCGCCAAACCUAUUUGAAAUUAUAAUUUCUUUGCAAAUUGUAGUGAAUGUAGUAUUUAAUGGGCUUCGAUUAAAUCAGACGCAAAACGGCCGUCUACACGCGUUCAAGUGUAAGUUGUGGUUUGCUGAAAGCGAAAGUAAAAUAAAUUACAGACGAGUACAUUGGCGAAUUUAACGAACAGUGGGAAAAAUUUGCUUUGAGAAGGUGAAAAUGAAGGCCAGUACAUUGGACAAAAUCUGCGCCUUUCUCGGCGAACUCAUUGGCACUGGGUUGCUGGUCUUCCUCGGAUGUAUGGGCUGUAUAAAAAAUAACACAUAUGAAAAUACUCACUUCCAGGCGACGUUCAAUUUCGGUUUGGUUGUUUUGGUUAUUAUUCAAUGUUUCGGCUGCGUCUCUGGUGCACAUUUAAAUCCGGCUGUGACCCUAGCUGCCUACAUUUAUAAUAUGGUGUCGCUAACGAUGGCUGGUGUUUAUUUUGUGGGGCAGAUGUUGGGUGGCUUCAUUGGUUAUGGUUUAUUGAAGGCACUCAUCCCAAGCAAUGCCGUAUCGUUCGGUGGUGCUCAUAAUCUUUGCGUCACCACUGUUAAUACGGAAAUUGCGUCAUGGCAAGGAUGUGCAAUUGAAUUUAUAAUCACUGGUGUGCUAAUUUUGACUUGCUGUGGCGUAUGGGAUCCACGAAACUCCAAAUUUCAUGACUCUGUUGCAAUUCGUUUUGGUUUAGCCAUCUCAUGUUUGGCUAUCACAGCGGGUCAAUUCACUGGUGCCAGUAUGAAUCCAGCUAGGUCCUUUGCACCAGCAUUGUGGAACUCGGAUUUCGAAGAUCAUUGGAUAUACUGGGUUGGUCCACUGGGAGGUUCUGCGGUGUGUGCCAUUGUCUAUAAGACGAUUUUCAGACGCGAAGUCUCUGAAGAUAAAGUGAACAACAAAUUGCGUGCAAUGGAAGAAGUGCCACUCUCGUAAGCCAAACAUAUCUGUCGAAAUACCAAAGAGCGAGUAAAACAAGCAAAUCGACAUUCUUACGGAUGCUGCAGAAUAAAGCGAACUUCUGGAGUAAUUAAUAUUUUAUUUUUAAUAAAGUUUUAUACUUAAGAAGAGCAUUUAUAAAGUCUACAAAGCAGACAAAUUUAUUUUUUAAAUACCUGUAAAACCAAACCACAUGUGCUAAAGAUUUUGCCGUUUAUUGUAAAUAAAAUAAAUUUAGUCCAAAAUUUUA
This is a messenger RNA of Anastrepha ludens (Mexican fruit fly), 1765 nucleotides long. Its product is annotated as aquaporin AQPAn.G-like. The coding region runs from base 763 to 1512 and encodes 249 amino acids. Gene Ontology annotation, molecular function: water channel activity. The record is from RefSeq and is a predicted model, not a curated record. Gene Ontology annotation, cellular component: plasma membrane. Gene Ontology annotation, biological process: transmembrane transport. NCBI's taxonomy places the organism in Eukaryota, Metazoa, Arthropoda, Insecta, Diptera, Tephritidae. The transcript is spliced from 3 exons.